CACGAUCUGGUCACUUUGCUUAUUGCUCUCUUUAGACGUUGUUCUUUGCUUAGUGCUUUAGAUUGGCAGAAAGUUUGCUAACAGUGAGAAUGAGGAACUCCGGAAAAUUACAGGGCAAGACACUGUUCAUCACAGGUGCAUCUCGUGGCAUUGGCAAGGCAAUCGCUUUGAAAGCAGCGCGCGAUGGCGCAAAUAUUGUGAUAGCUGCUAAAACAGCUGAGCCACAUCCAAAAUUGCCUGGCACAAUUUAUUCGGCAGCUGAGGAGAUCGAAAGGGCAGGUGGCAAAGCUUUGCCCUGCAUUGUGGACGUACGCGAUGAAAGACAGGUGCAACAGGCGGUUGAAGCAGCCGUGGCAAAAUUCGGAGGCAUUGAUAUUGUUAUUAACAAUGCGAGUGCCAUAUCCCUUACGCCGACCCUGGACACGGACAUGAAGCGCUAUGACCUGAUGCAGAAUAUAAAUACAAGAGGCACUUUCCUGGUUUCCAAAACCUGUUUGCCUUAUCUGCUGAAGAGCGAUAAUCCGCACAUCUUGAACCUAUCUCCCCCUCUGAACAUGAAGCCGCACUGGUUUGCCAAUCACACAGCUUACACCAUAGCCAAAUACGGUAUGUCGAUGUGUGUCCUUGGCAUGGCCGAGGAGUUCCGUUCACAAGGCGUGGCCGUCAAUGCCCUUUGGCCUCGGACAACAAUUCAUACGGCUGCAAUUGAAAUGCUGAGUGGUUCGGAGAGUGCGAAAUACGCACGGAAACCUGAAAUAAUGGCAGAUGCCGCCUAUGCUAUUAUUUGCAGAGAUGCCAGGGAAUACACUGGCAAUUUCUUCAUGGACGAUGAGGUUUUAUUGGAUGUGGGUGUUAGAGAUUUUAGCAAGUAUGCUUGCAGCCCAGAGAACAUGCACAACCUGCAAUUAGAUAUAUUUUUAGACGAUGAAGGUCCAUUUGCCAAGCUGUAAAUUUUAUAUUUUUGUUUUUACAAAAUAAAUUUGUUAUCAAAUCAUUUGAAUUGCCGCGCAAUUAA
Messenger RNA from Drosophila arizonae, 1015 nucleotides. RefSeq names its product hydroxysteroid dehydrogenase-like protein 2. The record is from RefSeq and is a predicted model, not a curated record. NCBI's taxonomy places the organism in Eukaryota, Metazoa, Arthropoda, Insecta, Diptera, Drosophilidae. Gene Ontology annotation, cellular component: mitochondrion.